Molecule: messenger RNA, 2220 nt
Organism: Oncorhynchus nerka (sockeye salmon)
Lineage: Eukaryota; Metazoa; Chordata; Actinopteri; Salmoniformes; Salmonidae
Product: sorting nexin-18-like
Exons: 2
Coding region: 386-2101 (571 amino acids)
Biological process (GO): cleavage furrow formation; endosomal transport; endocytosis
Cellular component (GO): plasma membrane; cytoplasmic vesicle
Molecular function (GO): phosphatidylinositol binding; protein binding
Source: RefSeq, a predicted model, not a curated record
CAUAUCUCAGUGGUUAUAUGUAGCCUAGAACUAGCUCCACCCUCGAAUAUUCAGGGUUCUUUCGUCUGCGGACUAGUCCUGUUACGAGCCUUUAGCAUCUGGAAUAGGACUUUCUCCGUUGUACCUUUUCAUGAAGAAAAGGAAGACAUUGUUAUUUGACUUUCACGCAUGCGGAUUAGACUACAGAGAAUACAAGCGCAUGUUUUACAACUUGACAUUUAUUUUCGGACGACAUUCUACAGCCCGAUUGCAAAGAACUAAAACUGAAAAAAGAGUUUGGUGCUGAAUACAAAGUGAUACGGUGGUCCGAUGGCUCGCUCGCAUGACUAAUUAAUAGUCUAUCAGGACUCGGUCGCGCGCUGCCCAGUUGUUUGUGUUAUAAACUAUGGCGUUUAGGGCAAAAGCCUUGUACGACUUUAGUUCGGAAAAUCUAGGAGAGAUAUCGAUUACUGAGAACGAAGUUGUUACUUUAUACAGCGAACAAGACAUAGAGGGAUGGCUAGAGGGAACAAACAGCAGAGGGGAUACUGGUCUUUUUCCAGCCUCAUACGUGGAGAUUCUCAGAAAUGAAUCAUCUGACAUCUCGUCCAACAAUAAUGGCAUGUCGGCGGAUCAAGGUCAACCCGACUCCCCAUCAAGUGGAUAUGAUUCAUCAUACUAUUCCCAGUCCCACUCUCGUGCUGAGAACAUUAAAGAUCCGACCCACUCCGCUUAUCCUGUGCAAAUUCCCCAGCGCCAUGGUUACCAGACCAGUCAAGGUAGUGAUGAUGACUGGGAUGAUGACUGGGAUGACAGCUCUACUGUGGCGGCUGAGCCCGGAACUAAACAUGACAAUGAUGGAACUAGUUCCACAGCAUACACAGUGACUACUUCGUUGCCUGGGAGACGUGAUAGUUCCCAAGCCAAAAGUUCAGCAACAAUAGGUAAAAACCUCAACAGGUUCUCAACCUUUGUGAAAUCUGGCGGAGAGGCUUUUGUAUUGGGCGAGGCGGCUGCCUUUGUCAAAGAUGGGGACAAGAUCUGUGUUGUCAUGGGGCAGUAUGGACCAGAGUGGCAGGAAGACCCAUAUCCAUUCGCCUGCUCCAUCGAUGACCCCACCAAACAGACUAAAUUCAAAGGCAUGAAGAGUUACAUGUCAUACAGACUGACUCCAUCCCACACCCAGAGCCAGGUGAAUAGAAGAUACAAGCACUUUGACUGGCUCUACGCUCGACUUGUGGAACGCUUCCCUGUCAUCUCAGUCCCCCAUCUGCCUGAGAAACAGGCCACUGGGCGCUUUGAACAGGACUUUGUCUCCAAACGCAGAAAAGGUUUGAUAUGGUGGAUGAACCACAUGACGAGCCACCCUGUCCUGGCUAGAUGUGACGUGUUCCAGCACUUCCUCACCUGCCCCAGCACAGACGAGAAGACGUGGAAGAUGGGCAAGAGAAAGGCAGAGAAGGAUGAGUUGACUGGCGCUAACUUCUUCCUAACCAUCUCCACCCCGGCUGUUCCACUGGACCUACAGGAGGUAGAGAACAAGGUCGAUGGGUUUAAAGCCUUCACCAGGAAGAUGGAUGACAACUGCCUAGUGGUGAAUGCCACCAUCAACGAGUUCGCCCGGAAGCAGAUCACCGGGUUUAAGAAAGAGUAUCAGAAAGUGGGUCAGUCUUUCAAACUGUUGGGCCAAGCCUUUGAGAUGGACCAGCAGUCCUAUUCUGUAGGACUGAACCGUGCCAUAGCAUUCACAGGAGAGGCCUACGAGGCUAUAGGAGACUACUUUGCUGAGCAGCCCAGACAGGAUUUGGACCCCAUAUCGGAUCUGCUGGACCUGUACAAGGGACACCUGGCCAACUAUCCUGAUAUCAUCCAUGUUCAGAAAGGUGCCCUUACCAAAGUGAAGGAGUGCCAGAAACAAGAAGGGGAGGGAUCAACCAUCAACGAGCGUUGUAACAUAAUUUCCUGCGCCACACUGGCUGAGAUCCAGCACUUUCACCGUACACGCGUACGUGACUUCAAGAGCCAGAUGCAACACCACCUCCAGCAGCAAAUCAUCUUCUUCCAGAAGAUCACUGGGAAGCUAGAAGAGGCACUGCAGAAGUACGACGAGGAUAUCAUAUAAGGCCCUGGAGAGAGGAGCAUGGAUACAGAGGGAUAAAGAGAGGAGGAGGGGGGACUAAGGGAGAGGAGGGUGGAUACAGAAGGAUGAAGAGAGGAGGGUGGAUACAGAGGAAUGAAGAG